AUGCUGGCUCUUCUACACAGUGAAAGAAGAGAACUUGCCUCUACAAUGUUGCCACGAAGAGAGCCUUUCGAAAUUCUGUAUCGCCUUAACUGUGAAAAUCUCUGUGCAGAUUUUAAGGAAGACAUAGAGUUUAAAUUUUCCCUAGGGUUGGUUGCUUUAGUUCAGCGUGUCUUAGGUAAAGCCAGCAGCCGUAUUGUGAAUUCCAAACACAAGGAAAAUAUUUCACGAAGUGUUCCAAUGACACCUAUGACCCCAAGCAAUGAACCCCAGUUUGCAGUUUCUCAAGAUGAUUGGUCAAUCAUUAGUCGAUUUGCAGUUGCCACUGUUGGUUCUCAAGGUACCAUGGGAUUAGCAUUAGCAUUAGGGCUUCUUUUCAAAACUGUUGGGUGGCGGUUCAUAGUGUUCACAGGUGGAGUAUAUGGUUGUCUAUAUGCAUAUGAGAGACUCACUUGGACAAACAAAGCAAAAGAGCGUGUAUUCAAGAAGCAGUAUGUUGACCAUGCCACCCGAAAAUUAAGGCUAAUAGUAGAUCUAACAUCUCACAACUGUUCUCAUCAAGUUCAGCAGGAGCUCAGCGGUACAUUUGCCCGUCUUUGUCGAUUGGUUGAUGAAAGUACCAGCGAGAUGCAGAGAGAUGUACGAUCCUUGGAACGUGAAGUGCAGCAGUUGGAGGAUACUACGGCUAUGGCAAAGAAGUUGAGAAAUAAAGCCCACUAUUUAGCUAAUGAGUUAGAUAUCUUUCAGCAGACUUAUUUGUCAUCUGAUGAGUAAUUACUUAGGAAAGAUUAGUAAAUAUAUAAGGUUGAGUCACAGUUUCAUAAUCCAAGAUUAUUUUGUUAAUGUUGAGUGUACAGAAAGAAUAUUUCAUAUUUUUAGUAUAGUUUCAUCUCAUCUCAUAUCUAUGAAGGAGAGAGCAUUCACUGCUUUAUAAUUAUAUACUAAUUGAGAAAGGUAAGUGGCAUUAUUAUUUUUAUUAUUAUUGAUAUCGCUACCUAUGUGAACCCCAUAGUAAAUAAUGUGCCUGGAUUAUAUUUCAGUGAAAUUGAUCAAAUUUGUACAAUUUUAGUUGUUUUGUAAUCCAAAUAAAAGUAAUAUUUUGGGUAGAAUAGAGUAAAAUUAAUCAUUUCAUGCUGGAAAAUAUGUGGAUUAAGUUUACCAAGACAUGAAUUUUUUAUUAAGUUAGAUGCCAGCUUGCAAAGAAUUAAUUUCAUACAUGAAAUUUCAUCACAAGAAUUCAUGUAGUUAAUAAUGUAGUUUAUACCUGUUAAAUCAUUAGUAACUUGAAAGUUUUUAAUAGGAAAAUAUGUGAUGCUGUUCAUCUGUAAGCCUACCUCUUGAAGUGCUUAUUGCAUUAAACAACUUGAAUUUCAGGCCAUUGGGUCUUUUUAUGGAAGUCAGUACAAAUUCUACCCAUAUAGAAUUUUAACUGUUCUUUUUAUGUUCUACAUUUUGACAGUGAUUACAUUUGUGCAAGACAUUAUUGUAUUCAAGUUGCCAUUUAUAUUAAGUCUUAUAAAUGUCAGUAAUUACAAAUCUUACGAACUGAAAACACAACUUUAUAUAAAGUACUGUACCGAUAAUAUUUUGAACUACACUUAUUUUAGUGUUUUCUUGUAUCUUAAUGAUGACAGUUUUUUGUCACCUUGGCACUUUCCAUACUUAUCAGAGUGCUCAUUUUGAACAAUAUUUGCUUUAAAUUUUUAGAUUUUUUGUAUUUAGUAAAUUAGUGAAUUAAAAAAAUUAACAUGGGGUGUGGUUGGUAGCUUUGUAAACAACAACAAAAAGUCAUAAGGAUUGUAUUUCUCCCUGUAUCUUUGUAGAUAGGGUGUUCUAAGUUGCAUUCUUCUCCUGUAGUAGUUUUGAAAGAAAAGAUCUGCCUGUUUUGUGUUUAGUCCAUCUUUACAGCCAUACCUAAAAGUUAAGUAACAUUAACAGUGGUUUUAGUAAUUUUUGUAUCUUUAUUACAAGAACUUUAUUUGAAAAUUUUAAUCUAGUUUUUAGCUUGACAAGAAGACAGGUUCUGUUCUUAUAGUUUAAGAGCAGACCAUAUCAAUAAAGUCUACUGAAAUCAAAGUAAGAGAAUGUAAAAAUAGUUAGGUAAUGAUAGGAUGGAAACUUAAGUGAUGGAUAAGGACUUGGCAACUAAGAAGGCCUUUAUCUAUUUACCAUUCAUAUUCUUGGUAAUGAAAUUUCUAGUGCUGUAAGAGAAAUAAAUAUUUAUUCUAAUAUACUGCAGUGGGAGAAUGGGUGUUCUUUUUCUCUUGUAGUGGACAUUUUCUUUUUUCUUAAUAUAAAAUUGUAUCUACUCCUACUAAAGUGUAAGACAAUUUAUAAAGUUUGAUGCAUCUAAACAAAUUUCUAUCAAGCAAUUAACACCACAGUUAGCGGUUGUAAUAGUUUUUACUUAAGCAGGACAGGAAAUUUGGGAAGCAUUAAUUGAAAUUGGUGACCUGAGAUGUAUUGCGUGGUUGUAUAUGAAAUUCUUUAUUUGUAAAUAUUGUACAUGUCAAAAAAUAAAGGUGUAAAUAAAGGCCUUUAUGGGCAAGUGGUUGUUAAAAUGAAAAAAGUACUGAACAUUUAUGUGAGAAAUCUUUUCCAAUAUAGAUGGAAGGUCAAAGUCUUAGUAUGAAUUAUUAUUGUAAAUUGUAACAUACUAAGGUAUGAACAUCAUUGAUGGGUAUUGGUAUGAGGAAUGCCAUUCCUGAAAAGGUUGCUAAUUCAUAGAUUAACAAUUGCAAUUUGAUGCUACAAUAGUUAUUGAUUAAUCUUGCAAAGGUUUGUAUCUGCACAUCUUGUGCAAAAUUGUAUAUCAAUAUUCAAGCUUGGUAUUGUUGCACAAUAUUUUGGAAGCCAAUCCUUAUUGAUGUUGGUUUAGUAUCAAAAUUGCUUUAAGUCUUCUCAACUUAGUAUAUUUUAUUUAAUUACCUAAAAAUUGGCUUGGAUAAUUAUUGUAAAUAUUUUGGAAAUAUUGCUUUUUAUAAUAUAUCUUUAGGUCAGUUUUUCUAGAGUAUGUGACCAAGCACUUGUGCUGUAUUUUUUUUAUAGAAAGGUUAUUUUGAUUUACGACUUAAAAGAGGAUUUACCUUCAACAACAUUUAGAACUCUAGUGAAUUAGAAUUCUAGUCAAUAAGGUUUUGAGCUUUAUUGCCAUUUUCUUUUAUAAAAUUUGCAUUUAUUUUGUAUAAAUACAUUAUAAAGUAAAAUCCUGGUAGCUAGAAAUGUGUUUAUUAAAAAGUUGUACAGAUGAUAGUCUUUAUUUACAAUAAAGUUUGGUAUCAGUGUGCCAUUUUUACGUAGAAGAGCUGUGAAUGUUAAUUCAGUAAAUGUUUAUUAUGUACAUAUUUGCCUUCCCUCUUGAGGUAUGUAGAAUCCCACAUCAUUUUUGUCAUUAUGAUGUGAAGGUGCGUAUAGUCUGUUGUAGUGUAAAUAAUGUAAACUGCUGGACAUGUUAUAAAUUAAAGUUUACCAUAGUGUAAAA
Molecule: messenger RNA, 3478 nt
Organism: Macrobrachium nipponense
Lineage: Eukaryota; Metazoa; Arthropoda; Malacostraca; Decapoda; Palaemonidae
Product: transmembrane GTPase Marf-like
Exons: 5
Coding region: 1-771 (256 amino acids)
Biological process (GO): mitochondrial fusion; mitochondrion localization
Cellular component (GO): mitochondrial outer membrane
Molecular function (GO): GTPase activity
Source: RefSeq, a predicted model, not a curated record